This is a messenger RNA of Camellia sinensis, 511 nucleotides long. The record is from RefSeq and is a predicted model, not a curated record. Lineage: Eukaryota; Viridiplantae; Streptophyta; Magnoliopsida; Ericales; Theaceae.
AUGGAAAGCUUAGCGUGCGUGCCUAUCCCUCCAGAAUUUCGUGCACCGGUAGGGGACUAUGCCUCAAAACUAGCCUCAAAGAUUGGUGUAGAAGUGCAAACUCAUUUACCAGAUCCAAGUGUUCGUAGGUGGAAGUAUGUUGAUGCCUCCGUUAAGGAGGCGAUGUUUCAACGCUUGAAUGAUCAAUUUGAUUUACAAGGAGACCCUGUUGAUAUAGAGAAGGCAAUGAACACAAAAUUUGGUCUGAGAUUGAGUAACCAUACCUAUAGGCUGCACAAACAAUUCAUGGAGCUGAAGGAGGCUAAAGGGGAGGAGUAUGCAAGAAACCACCCACCGAAGGAUGUUGAUCCUACCAAGUGGAUAGAUCUUAUUGAUAAGAAGUGGAACACUAAAGAAUUUUUGGUAGCAUUUUCAUCUUUUUUAUUAUAUCAGUGAAGAAAGAAUUUGAUUAGAAUAGGGAGAGAUUCUAAAAAAACUAGAAAGAACACAAUCAAUUUGCUGUGAAAUUCCA